AUGCCAGCAAGCCGCGACCGAACAUUGCUGGUUGGCGUGGUGUCAGAACGCACAGAUCCCGCACGGGGCCCAAAAGACCUGCUUGUCAGAGACGAAGACGGCGUCGCAGGCUUCUCAGCGCUGGCUGUAGGAGACCUUGUGGUUCUCGAUGCACGAACAGAAGGGCUCCGGCUGAUUGAUGGAGAACGACUGGCCGACAGUUUUGGUGUGGAUAGCACCGCAGACUUCAUUGGCGUCAACUCAGGGCCAGGAACAAUCUUCCUCACAACUUUAGGCGGUGAAACAAUGUCCUGGCUUGUGCUGGAAGUCAACGGAGACGAAAGCGCAGAUUCAGACACAACUCCACCUCCAUUGAGAAUCCAGCUGAACAUACAUCCGUCGUGA
This is a messenger RNA of Ogataea philodendri, 384 nucleotides long. RefSeq lists its product as uncharacterized. The transcript has a single exon. The record is from RefSeq and is a predicted model, not a curated record. Bases 1 to 384 code for a protein of 127 amino acids. NCBI's taxonomy places the organism in Eukaryota, Fungi, Ascomycota, Pichiomycetes, Pichiales, Pichiaceae.